AUGUUUUCCACCGAGGUACACGUCGUCUCCAAAAGCGACAACUCCAAACACGCAACAUGCGAACUCGAACAAUCUCUUGCACCACUUUCUGCAUCUUCCAUCCGCGUCCGCUCGCGCCUCAUCUCUCUCACGUCCAACAACCUCACUUACGCGCGUGGCGGAGGGCCGCCGCUACACUGGUGGGACACAUACCCGGUUCCCGAGUCCUGCCCAGCGCCAUACAGUAACUGCGAUGAUUGGGGCGUCGUGCCGGCUUGGGGCUACGCCGACGUGGUUGAGAGCAGAAUCGAUACCAUCGCAACCGGAUCUUUGCUAUGGGGCUUCUGGCCUGCGUCCGGCCAUGCCGUGCAGCUGCAGCUCGAGGCCAAGGAGCUACCUGGCCACUGGAAGGAAACGAGCGAGCAUCGCGGCAGGCUCAUGACGGUGUAUAAUCACUACCAGCAGACAAAGGAAUCGGACGCCAGAGUAAUGCAGCUCAACGCACUGUGCUUUCCCCUCUGGUCCGGCCCCAACCUGCUCAACCUGAGCACGUUUUCCGACCAGCGCAUUCAUCCCUUGGGCUUUGAUCUUCCCUGGUCGGCCGAGGACGCUGAUAUAUCUUCCGCCGCGGUGAUUAGCCUCUCGGCGUCUAGCAAGACUGGACGCAGCCUAUGCUGGGAACUCACUCGCAACCGCGACACUGCCGCCCACGGUCCCCUUGCCCUCCUGCAGCUGACAUCGGCGCCAGAAACUCUGCCAUCAUUUGGCACGCAGCUUCCCGUCAAAUCUGCCUCUUACACAGAAAUCGACGCAGCUGUUUCCUGGGUCGCGGAGCACACGCCGUCCCGUGUCGUCAUUGUCGAUUUCGGCGCCUCGGAUGCGACUUUACAGACGCUCCUGGCCGCUGUUGGCAGUACUUCCGCAUCCGCUACAGUCGUGGCUGUCGGUUACGAGAACAGGAUCUACUCGUCCGAGGAGCUUCAGGCUAGGAAGGAUACCGCCGUGGCCAAAGUGCAGCUCAAUACGAGCGGGCUGCGCGACCGCACCAUAGCCGCGAUUGGAGCGGAGCGGUACUAUCGCGAGUCGGAGGAGACGUGGGCGCGAUGCGUCAAGGAUGGCACGUUUGGCAGCAUUUCUGUCAGGAUGUUGAGAGGCGUCGUGGGACACCAGGGCAUCGAGGGUGCGUGGAGCGACCUGUGCAGCCGCAAUGUGCCGCCCAGCCAAGGGUUGGUGAUUGAUUUGUCGGAGGAGUAG
Molecule: messenger RNA, 1233 nt
Organism: Akanthomyces muscarius
Lineage: Eukaryota; Fungi; Ascomycota; Sordariomycetes; Hypocreales; Cordycipitaceae
Exons: 1
Coding region: 1-1233 (410 amino acids)
Source: RefSeq, a predicted model, not a curated record